AAUUGCCACUUUCAUGCCGGAGUGGAACACUGCGUCGGAGGAGCCAAGUCUUCUCGCAGCUGUGCAGGUACCAAGCGGGACUACAACAUUCCCCUCCGCAUUGGUGCGCUUUUCAUUGUCCUCCUGACAUCGGCACUUGCAAUCUUUUCACCGGUGCUACUGACACGCUUCACCCGACUGAGCACAAGUGGGGUCAUUUUCAUCAUUGUCAAGAACUUUGGUGCAGGUGUGGUCAUCUCAACGGCACUUAUUCAUCUCAUGACGCAUGCCACCUUGCUCUUUGCAUCCGAGUGUCUAGGCCAUUUGCAGUAUGAAGGCGUGGUGGCUGCGUUUGUCAUGGCAGGCAUCUUUUUAUCAUUCUUGAUCGAGUACGCCGGUUGGAGACUUGUCGCUCAUCGUCAACAAAAGCACAGUGUAUCGGAAAGCAGCAGCACCAAGUCAGCCCCGAGUAGCGGCAAGGCAGCGGAUGAAGAGAUAGCCGUCGCCGUCAUGGAGAAGGAUGACGGAUCUUCGAUUUUUGUGGCAAAUCGACGCAAGCUCGAUGCCAUUUCUGUCCUUGUCAUGGAGUGUGGUAUUCUUUUCCACUCCAUUUUCAUUGGCAUCACCUGUGUGGUCACACCUGAUAGUGGCUUUGGACAAAUCUUUGCUGUCAUCAUCUUUCACCAGAUGUUCGAAGGCUUGGCGCUGGCUGCACGUAUCGCAGAUGCUGAUAUUUCCUUCAAGGUCAAGAUGAUCUGUUGCUCGGGCUUCAUGUUCAUCACACCACUAGGUAUGGGUAUUGGUAUCGGUGUGCUCAAUCAAUUCAAUGGCAAUGAUCCUACUACGAUUUGGACAAUUGGCAUCUUUGAUUCCGUCUCGGCGGGUAUUCUGCUCUGGGUAGGCCUUGUGGAGCUACUUGCAAGCUCGUGGCUGUGGGGUGAUAUGCGACGUGCGAGUGGCCUGCGAGUUUUUGCCGGUCUUGGCGCUCUUGUUGCAGGUCUUGUUAUCAUGUCUGUGCUUGGGAAAUGGGCUUAG
This is a messenger RNA of Protomyces lactucae-debilis, 1014 nucleotides long. Its product is annotated as Zinc/iron permease. The annotation marks the transcript as partial. Gene Ontology annotation, cellular component: plasma membrane. NCBI's taxonomy places the organism in Eukaryota, Fungi, Ascomycota, Taphrinomycetes, Taphrinales, Protomycetaceae. The record is from RefSeq and is a predicted model, not a curated record. The transcript has a single exon. Gene Ontology annotation, biological process: zinc ion transmembrane transport. Gene Ontology annotation, molecular function: zinc ion transmembrane transporter activity.